AUGGUGCCGCAUUGUUCGAUCCCCGCCAAGCCCUUGGUGGCUCAGUCGCCUGUGAAGCCAGAGUUCCUCAGCCUCACCACGGCAGCCGAGAAUCUGCUUUAUGUGACUCCCUCGGGUGGCAUCGGAAACGUCAAUAAGCCUGAGUCGCGAGGAUCUUUUAAUCCUCUUUCUACCGGCAAAGUUCUUAAGCUUCCUUGGAAGAAGCCCAAACUUUUUCCUACGAAGGGCCCGCUGUCCAUCUGCCCAACUUCACCCACGUCACCACAGUCAGAUUGGCCGGGUUGCCAAACGGUCACCGAGUCCGGCAGUGAAGAAAACCACACCUCGUCAAGGUUGAUGUAUGAGCACACAUCAAUGAUGAUCGAAACCGCUUGCUCGUGGAAUCCCAAGUCUCCCUCCGAGUACAACUUCCCGCCCCUUGGCCAGACCGCCUCACUGCCUCCUGCUUCCCGCCUCAAAAAUCACCAAUCUAUGGCCUCCAUUGUGACUACCCAACCUAAAACCCAUUCAGUGACCAGCAGCCGGGGACCACUUCUCUCAUCAUCAGUGAGCCACGCCUCACGCUUUCCCGGCGAAAGGAUCUCCUCAAAGCCGCACGACGAUGAGCCGACAGGGCCACAAUCUCAGGCGGAUUUCUCCUCGCAAUCAUCAUGUUCCAAUGAGGCUUCUACUACGUCUAACAGCGAUCUAUGGGACGUUUUGCCAGAAAUUUCUUUGACUCACACUCGAUUCGCUGAUCAUUUGGCAAAUGUGAAGAUUGCCGAGGCGGAGACCAUGCGAAAUCUGUUAUCUCCGUCGUCAUCCCUUAGCCGAACGCGCCCAGCUCUCAAGACAAAGGGGUCCGGCUAUAGCAGAGCGAAGAGUGUUGAUGUCCCGGGUCGUGCCAAAGGUUCGGGAAGUCUCAAGAGGUACCCAGAUCCACCCGCCAAAGCUCAGUUUCCUGCUCUCGUACCAGGAACCGAUGGCGUUGCCACGCCGCCCUGUCUAACUGAAGCAGUUCCGCGCCAAAAUGUGGCACAACGAUCCCAAAGCCAAGGCCCUGACCCGCGAACUCUUCGCUCUGCGUCCGACAACAGUGUUGAGGCGGCUUGGGAUAACUAUCGCUCAUCAUUCGAUGGAGAAGAUUGCACCAACAGUCAUACGGCACCCAUUUCACUUUCCGACCUUGUUCUUGAUCGGGAUGGUUUCUUAGUAGUAAUGCCACCAGGUCCCCCUCCGGCCACCCCACAAACCGAGGAGAACGUCCACAUUUACCACAAUUUGACUCCACACGCUACUAAAUCGCCUCCAAGCUCUCCAGUCAAGUACCUGGACCUAAUCAAUUCAGCUGCCGCAAGCGCUGGAGCGAAAGCGAGAGGUCGAAGGCGAACUCGCGUCGUGGCUUCUGCUGUGGACGAUGGAUCAGCAGCCGUGCAUUAUUCGGCCAGCCAUACCAGGAUGAAUAGCAAUUGCAGCGUUGAGAGUAGCUGUUGCAGCAAUGACAGCCUUGUCUAUGGUGGAGUUGAUCGUAAAUCCUACCCAUCUGAUUCCUCUGCGGCUUCCUCAAUGCGGUCACCUACAUCCCUGAAAUCGGUCGAGGAAAUAAACCAAGAAUCCACCCCGGAUGACCACCGAAGCAACACCGAAGCAAGCCCACCCGAUGAAGUUUCUGAAGGUUUAGAUCUAGAUGACGAACUUGAAGGGGUAAAACUGAUGAUUGGUUCCAGAGCAGUUUGCCCCAAGUAUCCGUUACAACAUCUCCAAUAUCGGCAAUUGCAACCAAAGUCACCGCAAGCAUUGUUACCGCCAAUCUUACUCACGCCGUCAUCUCCACCGGGAACUAAGCCAAGCCAACUGCCAGCCCCAAACAGUUCUUCCCUCGGACAAAUUUUGGGAUUUUACCAACAGGACUCGGUAGCGGGAAGUCAGAGUUCAACGGAUUGUACUACUCCAGCAGAAAUCGGCACCGCCAUCUGA
Puccinia triticina is the source of this 1956-nucleotide messenger RNA. RefSeq lists its product as uncharacterized. The record is from RefSeq and is a predicted model, not a curated record. The coding region runs from base 1 to 1956 and encodes 651 amino acids. Lineage: Eukaryota; Fungi; Basidiomycota; Pucciniomycetes; Pucciniales; Pucciniaceae. The transcript is spliced from 3 exons.